Molecule: messenger RNA, 471 nt
Organism: Dibothriocephalus latus
Lineage: Eukaryota; Metazoa; Platyhelminthes; Cestoda; Diphyllobothriidea; Diphyllobothriidae
Source: the annotation of a GenBank genome assembly
AUGGCCGCCUACAGUGUGGCCUGCUAUCUCCUUCAAAUCAAGGAUCGGCACAAUGGAAACAUCAUGCUCGACAAACAUGGUCACAUCGUACACAUAGACUUUGGUUUCAUGUUCGAGAGCAGCCCAGGUGGUAAUUUGGGCUGGGAACCGGACAUUAAGCUGACCAAGGAGAUGCUCAUGAUCAUGGGUGGCACUGUGGACCGUCCCGCCUUUCAGUGGUUCGAGCAGCUUUCUGUGCGCGCCUACCUGGCCCUGAGACCCUACCGUGAGGCUAUUGUCUCCCUAGUUUCCCUUAUGCUUGACUCCGGUCUGCCUUGUUUCCGGGGUCAGACAAUCAAACUACUGCGUCAACGUUUCAUGCCCACCGUGUCAGAUCGUGAGGCCGCCAAUGCCUUUAUUCGCAUGGUGCGUGCCUGUGUGGAUCACUGGCGCGCCAAGUCCUAUGACUACCUGCAGUACUAUCAAAACCGA